This is a messenger RNA of Salvia splendens (bonfire salvia), 1124 nucleotides long. RefSeq names its product perakine reductase. NCBI's taxonomy places the organism in Eukaryota, Viridiplantae, Streptophyta, Magnoliopsida, Lamiales, Lamiaceae. The record is from RefSeq and is a predicted model, not a curated record. Gene Ontology annotation, cellular component: cytoplasm. The transcript is spliced from 7 exons. Bases 73 to 1086 code for a protein of 337 amino acids.
CAAUUUCCUUAAUAUUCUAUCUCUGUCACUUAUGCUUAACUGCAGAGCAGAGAGGUUUGGUUGGUGAGAACAAUGGAGCACAAUUCUGGAAUUCGAGUGACAAGGGUGAAACUGGGCUCACAAGGCUUGGAGGUGUCUAGACUGGGGUUCGGCUGUGGGAGCCUCUCAGGCAUACUGAAUGCUCCUCUCUCCCAUGAAGCUGGGGCCGCCAUACUGAAAGAAGCAUUCAACAAAGGCAUAACACACUUUGACACUGCUGAUAUCUAUGGCCAAGAUGGUGACAAUGAGAUCUUGCUGCAAAAGGCUCUGAAAGAUCUCCCUCGCGAGCAAGUUCAGCUAGCAAGCAAAUUCGGCAUCUUCAUGACCAACACGAACAAUGUUGAGGUCAGGGGAGACCCUGAGUACGUCAGGCAAUGCGUUGAAGCCAGCCUCAGGCGCCUCAACGUGGCUUACAUUGAUCUGUAUGAAGGGCACCGCGUUGAUAAAGCCGUGCCAAUAGAGGAAACUAUGAGGGAGCUGAAGAAGCUAGUCGAGGAGGGGAAGAUACGUUACAUCGGGCUGUCUGAAGCUAGUGCUGGCACGAUCAGGAGAGCGCACGCGGUGCAUCCCAUCACUGCAGUGCAAAUGGAAUAUUCUCUUUGGAGUCGAGAGAUUGAGGAGGAUGUCAUUCCACUUUGUAGGGAACUUGGAAUUGGUAUAGUAGGCUAUAGUCCACUUGGUCGUGAAUUCUUUGGUGGAAAGGGAAUGGUGGAGAGCUUGCCAUCCCAGAGCCUCUUGGUGUUGCAUCCGAGGUUUACGGGCGACAAUCAAGUAAAGAACAGAGGUGUAUACACCCGGUUUGCCGGCUUAGCUGCUAAGCAUUCGUGCACUCCUCCUCAACUAGCUCUGGCUUGGCUUCUCCACGACGUCGUUCCCAUCCCGUCAACGACCAAGAUUGAAAAUCUUGAAGCUAACAUUGCGGCGUUGGAGGUGAAGCUCAAAGCAGAGGAAUUGAGAGCAAUAGUUGUUGAACAAGUUGGUGGUGAUAGGGAAUAUGACAUCUUUUCUAAGUAUAUUUACAAGCUGGCUGAUACCCCAACUGUAUGACAACUUAUAUUAUUAUUGAAACUACAAUUUUAAUUUUA